AUGCCUGCACGCACCCCGGCUCCAUUUGACCUCGAAUCUCUCCAGUCCGCCCUUCCUAAGAUCUUCGAUCAGGUCCAGAACACCUCUGCCAACCACCAGAAGAACUAUGUCGCGCUCUACAAGCUCCAAAAUGCUGCGGCAGCCGUCCAGACCCCGGUGCAGAACGGCAAGAGCUCUAUGCUGACCGGCGAAAAGGCGUUCCAUGAAGCUUGCCAAGACAUGGUGCUCCGCAUGAUAGAAGUCAAGAAAGGUGCAGGUGUUGCCGACAGAGUUGUCAAGUUCUUGGUCGGCUAUGCUAAGUUCAUCACGGAUAAAAGUGCUAUACUGACGCCGCCGCUAGUGAACGAGGAACGCGCCAAAGUUGAACUCGAUGAAGACGAAGAAACGACUACCGAGCGAUUUCUGUCGUACAUUGUCAAGAACUUCUUACCGGGAUGUACGGCCAAAGACAAGUCCGUCCGCUAUCGCUGCCUGCAGUGCUUAGCCGAGAUUCUCCCCCAUCUCAGCGGCCUCGAUGAGGACCUAUAUGCCAAACUUCGUUCCGCUCUCGUUGGUCGACUAUCGGACAAGGAGUCGAAUGUGCGGGCGCAAGCUGCUGUCGCUCUUGCGAAGCUGUCAUUUAGUGAAGACGUCUCGGAACUGGAGGCGGACGAGACCCCGAUCGUUGAGAUGUUGGUGGACACGAUGACAUAUGACACCUCUGUCGAAGUGCGACGAUCCGCGCUGCAGUCUCUUCCCCUCAGCCCGAGUGUGCUUCCCCACAUUCUCACCCGUACUCGCGACGUCGAUCCAAGCAUACGUAAAGCUGUCUACGCCCACGUUCUGGAGAAGUACUGCACAGUGUCGGAGAAGGCAAUUGGCUUCACCCAUCCCCGUAUCCUCACUGUCGCCCAACGCGAACUCAUCGUCCGCAACGGCCUAGGCGACCGAGAGCCCACCGUGAAGUCUGCCGCCGGGCAACUCCUCGCACACUGGGCGGAGAUCGUGCGGUCGACCGGCACGAAGGAGGAAGAAGAUAUCAAGAAGGAGGUUGGCGGAGAGGAAACUAUCCAAGACCUCCUCGUGUUCCUCGGCCUCUUCGACUUAUCGGAAGGGACCGUUGCGGAGGACGCGUUGAGCAGCAUCUUCGACACUCGAAUGGACAUCUACGAGCGUCUCCAGUUGCCAGAGGACUACUGGGUCAACCCAACUCAACAGCGCGCACUCCUCGGGCGCGUUUUCGUGGAGAAGUGUCGAGAUAAAGAAGGGGACGAUCACUCGAAGAUGGAAGCGCAGUUGCCGCUGACGACAGCCAUGGCGUUCCGCGUUCAAGACGCAUAUAACGUGCUCGUCCAGCACAUCCAGGCGGAGGAAGCGCUCGACGAAGACGAAGAGGACGAGGAGGCACGCGAGAAGCGUGAAGAGCAGCGCACAGAACGCGAGUCUACGAUCGGUGAGCUCCUUCGCGCGGCCGUCAAUUGCGACUAUGGGGACGAGAUCGGCCGGCGCAAGAUGUUCCAGACGGUGCGCGGCAUGCUCGCACAACCCGUCCUACCGGAACCCGUCCUCGCUCGCGCGCUCGAUGUCCUUCGCGAGAUCUGGCCAAAGGAGCAAGACCUCAUCCGAGUCGUCGUCGAGAUCGUUCACGAAUUGCGCGAUCCACCAGAGGACGAGGUUGAGCCGCGGCCAGAUGGCGACGAGAGCAUGACAGAGUUCGGGAGCCCACGUCGGCCUCGUGCUCCCCAACCGGAGCGGAGGGUUGAAGAUAUGUCGCCAGAGGAGAAGCAGCGUGCAGAUGAAAUCGACUCACGGUGCUUGUCACUGUGUGUCGUGAUGCUGGAGCGUGUUAAUAGUACCUUUGAAGAGAAUUCCAUGCUCCAGGGCGUUCUCAAGGAACUCAUCGUCCCUUCCGUUAAGCGAAAGGAGAUGGUCCUCCGCGAGAAAGGCCUCAUUGCACUUGGUCUAUGCUGUCUUAUCGCCAGGAACAUGGCCCUUAGCUCUUUCCAACUCUUCCUCGGUCAAGUGGCCUCCUCCCCUGAAGUCUUGAAAUACCGCGUCCUGCAGAUCAUCUUCGACAUCCUCAUGGUCCACGAGGACGCCUUUUUCAGCGAGACUAGCGGGAACAGGGACAACGUUAUCCAGUUCCUCCUGCAGCUUAUGGAGAAAGAGGACUCGGACCGCAUUCAAGCUUUGAUCGCCAUGGGGCUGUCGAAGCUGAUGCUUUCGGGCAUGAUCGCGGACGAACGUGUGCUCCAGACACUUGUUCUCGUCUUCAUCUCACCGGAGACUGUCGAUAACCAGGAGCUGCGGCAGUGCUUGUCUUACUUCUUCCCCGUGUAUUCGUACUCCAGUGUUGCCAAUCAGCGUCGUAUGCGUGACGUUUUUGUUCCCACCUUCCUCCGCAUUGCCGAGGUAUAUCACAACUGGGAGGGCGAAGAUCCAAUGAUCACGCCAGCCCAAGUCUCUCUGAUGUUCGCAGACUGGACUCAUCCAGUGCAUGCAAAAGACGCAAUUGGAGGCAAACACCGUGAAGACGCUGAAAAGGAUCCUAUCCAGCUAGAACUCGCUGCGGACAUCGUCCGUGAGCUGUUCAGCGCCGACAUGGAGAAGGAGGACAAGAAGGCGCUCUGUCAGAUGCUCGGCAAGCUCCACUUGCCCGACGAGAUCGAUGAUGACAAAAUCCGAGCCCUCAAAGUCCUGGUCUCCAACCUUCGCACUCGCCGCCCGCCACGGGACACCACGUCGAAGAACGCACUAGCCAAGUUCGACGCCUCGCUGGCGAAGAAGUACGAGAAGCAACUCGAAGACUUCAGCGAGGACGACUUGCGGAAGCUCGAGGAACUCAAGGACAUGUUCGAGUUCCUCGACGACAUCAUCCCGCUCGAUUCGGACGAGGAUGAACCACCGAAGAAGGGCAGGAAGCGGCGCUCCAUGAGCGUGGCGACGACUAUCACUGCGACUACUAGUACGACUUCCCGUUCUCCAUCGCCCAAGACGAAGUCGAAGUAA
Molecule: messenger RNA, 2988 nt
Organism: Epithele typhae
Lineage: Eukaryota; Fungi; Basidiomycota; Agaricomycetes; Polyporales; Epitheliaceae
Product: nuclear condensing complex subunit
Exons: 12
Coding region: 1-2988 (995 amino acids)
Biological process (GO): mitotic chromosome condensation
Cellular component (GO): condensed chromosome; condensin complex
Source: RefSeq, a predicted model, not a curated record